AUGAGCUUGGGGAAACGACAAGCCGACGACAGCCACUUCCGAAGCUUCCUUAUUCAGCACACCGACAUCAUGAUUCUGCGUUGUAUGGCCAGGCGGCCCGGUGCUGUCCAGUCCCUAGCGAGUGCUUCGAGGCAAACACCGUCUUUCGUGCGCACUGCAUACACGGUGCCGACGCUGGACAAGCAUGUCGAGAUGCAGAAAAAUGGCGUGCCUGGGCUGUUCACGCCCAAGGGCUUCAAUACGGCGUAUACAGAGUACCAGAAGUACAUGAUCGACGAGUUGAAUGAGUCCACUGCAGCAUGGGCCUUCAUAAACCAACUUAUUCUUCCGGGGCCAUCAACCCGAAACCCCCGAGACCCAGUCCAAAGCCCUUCCCCCGAGGCUCGAGAACCCUCCAUCGGGAAACACUUCUCGUCUCUUGAAAACUUUUGCGCGAGACCUUUAUGGCGACGGCAGAAGGCCAUGUUCGGCCCCGGCUUUGUCUGGCUUGUGCAGACCAACGACGCGCAGCUGGGCAGCCUUAGAAUACUACCCACAUAUCUAGCUGGAUCACCACUGGCCGGCGCCCACUACAGGCGGCAGUCGCAUGACCUGAACACACACAACGCCGACUCGUAUCAGGCACUGAACACGGUAGGCACCUUCGGCUCGGCGGCCAAACAGAACUUGCAGCCAAAGAAGCCGCUUGGCGGGGUCGAUGUUGUCCCGCUACUCUGCGUAAACACCUGGGAGCAUGCUUGGCUGCACGACUAUGGCGUGAGGGGGAAGAGGCAGUACCUCGAGGCGUGGUGGGACAAGAUUGACUGGAACUGGGUCCGGCAAAACGCAACUAUGCAGACCCAACAGAAAUGGCAGUUCUGAGUAGAGCACUGCUGUAACUGGCAUGUAGACUUAUGUGUAUAAGACGACAAGGGAUGGUGGGGUUUGCAUUGCAUGGUGUUGGGUGUCCUUACAUGGCGAGCUUCGCUGUACCAUUACAAAGCAUACGUGAACAUCUCAUCUAUCUACCCGAAA
Molecule: messenger RNA, 1014 nt
Organism: Parastagonospora nodorum SN15
Lineage: Eukaryota; Fungi; Ascomycota; Dothideomycetes; Pleosporales; Phaeosphaeriaceae
Exons: 3
Coding region: 1-861 (286 amino acids)
Biological process (GO): superoxide metabolic process
Molecular function (GO): metal ion binding; superoxide dismutase activity
Source: RefSeq, a predicted model, not a curated record